AAACCAGGGGCAACAUAUCAGUUCCCCCAAAAGUUAAAGGACGUCUUUUGUAAUUGACCUAAAAAACUGGGACUGGCCUCCGGAGGGUAAAAGGGUUUUAGCGAGUGAUAAACCCCCAAAAUCUAAACUUCAACAGAACCCUUUAUAGCUUCAACGUCUCCGACUCGCCGCCUGUUAGCCAAUCGGAGAUGGCGGAAGGCGCUUCAUUUUUGUUCGGCGGCAUUCACUUCAACCGGAGAAAGUUCGCCACUGACUUUUCCCGAUUCGAGGCCAAAAAGAAAGAGAUAAACGCUUCGAGCCUUGCACAACCUGAACCAGAAGAAGAGGAGGAGGAGGAGGAAGAGCCAGUAGUUGCAGUUUCUGUGAAGAAGAGGAAGAGGAAGACGGAGGGUUCAGAGUCUGGGGAUGGAAUCAGUCUUUAUAAGACGUCAAAAUCAGCAAAGGCAGCUAAGAAAGAUAAAGAGAAGCCUGUGAAUGAACGCGCCAAGCAGAAGAAGAAAUUAAAUAGACAACUUGAGCGGGAUUCGAUAAUUCGAAAGAAGUAUAAUGUGCAUGUGUCGGGGAAUAAUAUCCCAUCCCCUCUUGAGAAUUUUUCGGAGUUAAGCUCAAGAUUUGGAUGUGAAGAGUAUUUACUUCGUAAUUUGGCCGAGCUUGGAUUUGAAGAGCCAACACCAAUCCAAAGGCAGGCUAUUCCAGUCCUCUUAUCUGGCCGGGAAUGCUUUGCUUGUGCUCCAACUGGGUCUGGAAAAACCCUUGCUUUUGUGGUUCCCAUGCUUAUGAAACUUAAGCAAGCGUCUAAGGGUGGCAUUCGAGCUGUGAUUCUUUGUCCUACACGUGAAUUAGCUGCUCAGACAACCAGAGAGUGCAAAAAGUUGGCAAAAGGAAAUAAAUUUUACAUUAAGUUGAUGACUAAAGAGCUUGUUAGAAGUGCUGAUUUUUCAAAAGACCCUUGUGAUGUACUCAUAUCUACUCCACAACGGCUACGGAUGGCUAUUCGAAAAAAGAAGCUUAAUUUAAGCAGGGUGGAAUAUCUUGUCUUGGAUGAGUCUGAUAAGCUCUUUGAGCUUGGCCUGUUAAAGCAGAUUGAUUCUGUGGUGAAAGCAUGCUCAAACCCUUCAAUAGUUCGCUCUUUGUUUAGUGCUACUUUACCUGAUUUUGUUGAGGAGCUUGCACGUACUAUAAUGCAUGAUGCUGUUCGAGUUAUCAUUGGCAGGAAAAAUACUGCUUCUGAGACUAUUAAGCAAAAAUUGGUAUAUGCUGGAAGUGAACAAGGGAAAUUUCUAGCACUUCGACAGAGCUUUACAGAGAGUCUAAAUCCACCAGUGUUGAUCUUUGUACAAAGCAAAGAGCGAGCGAAGGAACUCUAUGGAGAGCUGUUAUGUGAGAACAUAAGAGUUGGUGCGAUCCAUUCUGAUAUGUCGCAAGCAGAGCGAGAAAAUGCUGUUGACGACUUCAGAUCUGGAAAAACAUGGGUUUUGAUUGCCACUGAUGUUAUUGCCCGGGGUAUGGAUUUCAAAGGCAUCAACUGUGUUAUUAAUUAUGAUUUUCCAGAUUCUUCGGCUGCCUACAUUCACCGGAUUGGUCGUUGUGGAAGAGCGGGAAGGAGUGGAGAAGCUAUUACGUUCUACACAGAUGAAGAUAUUCCAUUUUUGCGGAAUAUAGCUAAUGUUAUGGCAUCAUCAGGUUGUGAGGUUCCAUCUUGGAUCAUGGUCUUGCCCAAAAAGAAGUGGAGAAAGCACAGACCUGGAAGAGGAGGAUCGGUAUUAGCCGGACCGAAAGAUGAAGUAAAAAAGAAGUGGACAAAGAAGAAGGCAAAAAAAACCAAGACAAACAUAGAUGAUGAACCAAAAGAUGAGCAAGAAUGAAUCGAGUUGGUUCCAUCUAGGGAGUUGUCUUUAGUUGAAAUAGUUCUGAAAUAGGACUCUUCACUAUAAUUGAGUGAUCUAGAUUUUGCAUUUAGUUCGAUUUGGAAGUCCAUGAAGCAACAUCAUUCUAUUGUUGAUGAAAGAUACGGAUAAUGUGGUUAUUGUCUAUUUGAGAGUUGAGGA
Messenger RNA from Rosa chinensis, 2048 nucleotides. Its product is annotated as DEAD-box ATP-dependent RNA helicase 57. Gene Ontology annotation, biological process: maturation of SSU-rRNA. The transcript is spliced from 12 exons. NCBI's taxonomy places the organism in Eukaryota, Viridiplantae, Streptophyta, Magnoliopsida, Rosales, Rosaceae. The record is from RefSeq and is a predicted model, not a curated record. Bases 189 to 1865 code for a protein of 558 amino acids. Gene Ontology annotation, molecular function: RNA helicase activity; nucleic acid binding; ATP binding.